GCCUUAUGAAUGGGACCCAGGGGUUCAGGUAUGGCACCAGCUUGAGACCACUGUUAAAGGGGUGCGCCCUUCUGUGGCUCUCAGCUCGGGCCCACUUUGUCUAGGAGGUAUGUCCCUCCCCAUCCGACUUUGUUUUCCAAAGGGCUUGAGCUGCUCUAAGCACAGCUCAAUGGGUAGGAGGCCCUGAGCGGGUUUGUUUCACAUCACCUUACGUCAGGAAGCCCCUUUCUUUGUAACUGGAGUGCCUCCAAUUUGCCUUCCUAUCCCGUUUCCUCUCCUUUUUUCUCUCUGGCCUCAUUCUUUGGCCACCAGGUGUCACUCUUGACAGCCAGAGUCAGUAUUCCAGGGCUUGUAGGGUGGAGGGGCAGCUUGGCCAGAGGAGGGUGCUGCUGGCUCAGGUUUCCCCGGGAGCCUGGGUCACGUGUCCAUCUCUUUGGGGGGUUUCUCAGAGUCACAGCUGCUCUUGGGCUUAGGCAAGGCCUGACUGGAUAAUUGGGGACUCCCUGUGCCGUUGAGGUGGAGAAGUAGGCGUUGUUGGGGCCCACACAUCAAAGCAAAGUUGAAAAAGGAAAGAUUAAAGAAACCUAACCUGUUGAGCGGUGACUAAGGUUGGUGAGGAGGGAGAAAGCUUAAGGAAAGUGAGAAUGUGAGACUGGCAGUUGGAAAGUCUGGGCUUGCAGGGUAGAUGGAGAAGAGUUAGUGGGAACCUAAGAAAAGUUGUCCUCUGUCCCCAAAAUCCCCUCAGUUCCACAGUUUCCCCGGGAGCCUUUAUCAACAUUGUGGGCUUUGUCAGCAUGGGCGCAACUCAGGUUUGAGAAUUUUCUUUGACAUCAUCAGAAACCUGGGCAUCAGAAUUCUUAUCUGAGUCAUAAGAGCCCUGGGGGUGGGGGAAGGUGGGUGGAGUGAGAGGGCCUGGUUUGUGUGGCUUCGUGGAGGGAGGUGGAAGGCGCGAUUUCCUAACUGUUCUUUGUGUCCUCUUGUCCGGGUGCACCCAGGGGGAAACCUGACCACCGUGGCUGCCGCCUCCAGGCCCAGGGGAGUAGCGCUAAGCAGAGUAGCAUUGGACUUUUUAAUGGAAAUUUCCUGAUGACAGGGUGCAGCCCUGUGUUUGCCAUGCAGCACGUCGUGGGUGUGCCCCCUGUGCUGGUGCGGAGAGGCCUCCUUGGAAGGGACCAUUCUGUGACCAGGACUCUCUGCAGCCCAGGCCCCAGCCAGCCAAGAGAGAAAGGACCUGAGGAGGUGGCCCUUGGGCUGUCCCACCGUGUCACUGCGCUGGGAAGAGCCCUGGGGCGUGGCAUUCGGCAGCGAGCGUCCUCCACAGCUAAGACUUGGUGGGACAGAUAUGAAGAGUUUGUUGGACUCAAUGAGGUUCGAGAGGCCCAGGGAAACGUGACUGAGGCGGAGAAAGUGUUCAUGGUGGCUCGGGGGCUUGUGCGCAAGGCUCAGGAGGACAUGGAGGUGCAGCAGGCCAAGCUGAAGGAGGUGAGGGACCGCUUGGACCGAGUCUCCCGAGAGGACAGCCAGUAUCUGGAACUGGCUACCCUGGAGCACAGGAUGCUGCAGGAGGAGAAGCGGCUUCGCACGGCCUAUGUGCGUGCCGAAGACUCAGAGCGAGAGAAGUUCUCCCUCUUCUCUGCGGCUGUGCGGGAAAGUCACGAGAAGGAGCGCACUCGGGCGGAGAGAACCAAGAACUGGUCCCUCAUCGGAUCAGUCCUGGGGGCCCUGAUUGGUGUGGCUGGUUCCACCUACGUGAACCGUGUGCGGCUACAGGAGCUGAAGGCCUUGCUCCUGGAGGCACAGAAGGGGCCUGUAAGCCUCCAGGAGGCCAUCCGAGAACAGGCAUCCAGCUACUCCCUCCAGCAGAGGGACCUCCACGACCUCACGGCUGACCUAAGGGGCCUGGUGCAAGCUAGGCCAGGGCAGAGCUCUGGUUCCCAGGCAGGUACUUCCCACAGCCAAGACAGAGACACAGAUGUCCUUUUAGCUGCCUUGAAAGAGCAGCUCAGCCAUUCCAGGCAGGUCCGUUCCUGUCUAGAGGGUUUACAAGAGCAGCUUGACGGCCUGGAAAAGACUUUCAGCCAAACGGCUGGGGUGGUUCAGCUUGCAAAGGCUGUGGCACAUCCAGGCCUGGUGGACCCAGCAGAUGGGGCGCUGCCUGGCUCCUUGCUGGAGCAGGGGGUCGUGCUUAUGGCGCUAUCGGACAUGGAGCAGAGGCUAGAAGCCCAGGUCAACAGGAACACCAUCUACAGCACACUGGUCACCUGUGUGACAAUUGUGGCCGCAAUGCCUGUGCUCUACCUGUUUUUCAGAGCCAGCUAGCCCCCGGACCAUCCUCUGGAGGGCCUGAGGGAUGGGUGUGGAUGCAGAUGUAGUUAGAGAAUCCCAGCAGUGAAGUGAGCCUUUGGGGUGCACACAACCUCAGCUGGAAUCUGAAUACCAUCUGCGUGGCUCACCAGCAGGCAUACUUUGCUUUUUAGGCAACGUUCGUUUACAUUAAUUAUGAAAACUUUGUGCUAAUGUCCAAUAAAAUGUCUUUGAAUUUGUAUUAAAGUAA
This is a messenger RNA of Hipposideros armiger (great roundleaf bat), 2554 nucleotides long. RefSeq names its product coiled-coil domain containing 51 (gene CCDC51). The record is from RefSeq and is a predicted model, not a curated record. Bases 1087 to 2319 code for a protein of 410 amino acids. Lineage: Eukaryota; Metazoa; Chordata; Mammalia; Chiroptera; Hipposideridae. The transcript is spliced from 4 exons.